AUGGCCGGGCAACAGUUCCAGUACGAUGACAGCGGCAACACCUUUUUCUAUUUCCUAACGUCCUUCGUCGGACUUAUUGUGAUCCCAGCCACAUAUUACCUCUGGCCCCGGGAUCAGAAUGCUGAACAACUGCGCUUGAAGAGCCUGAGGAGGGUACAUGGCAGGUGUCUGUGGUACCGGCUCCGGCUGAUGAAGUCGCAGCAGAGCAUCGUCCCAACACUAAAGAAAGCAGCCUUGUUAUUUGGCUGGGCUGUGUUCCUGCUGCUAGCGUACAAGGUGUCCAAGCUGGACAGAGAAUACCAGGAGUAUAAUCCAUAUGAAGUCCUCAACUUGGACCCGGGUGCAUCGCUGUCAGAAAUCAAGAAGCAAUACCGUGUACUGUCACUCAAGUUCCAUCCUGACAAAGGUGGUGACGAGGCCACAUUCAUGAGAAUUGCCAAAGCUUAUGCUGCUCUGACCAAUGAACAGUCCCGACAGAACUGGGAGACUUACGGUAACCCAGACGGUCCAGGAGCUACCAGCUUUGGUAUUGCCCUGCCUGCCUGGAUCGUUGACCAGAAGAACUCAAUGCUGGUGCUCCUGGUGUACGGACUAGCCUUCAUGGUCAUCCUCCCUGUUGUUGUGGGUACGUGGUGGUACCGCUCCAUCCGAUACAGCGGUGACCAGAUCCUCAUCAACACCACCCAGCUCUUCAUGCAUUUCAUGUACAAGACUCCCAACAUGAACAUGAAGCGGUUAGCCAUGGUGUUGACAGCAGCGUUUGAGUUUGACCCUCGCAGCAAUAAAGAAGCCACCAUACGACCAACAGACAACAUCGAAGUGCCACAGCUGAUCCGUGAGUUGGGAAAUAUCAACGUGAAGAAGAAGGAGCCUCCGUUCUGCUAUCCUUACAGUUUGAAAGCCAGGGUGCUGGUGCUCGCUCACCUGGCACGCAUGGACGUGUCAGAGGAGUUGGAGGAAGAUCAGAGGUUUGUGGUGAGGAAGAGUCCAGCUCUCCUCCAGGAGAUGAUCAACGUGGGCUGUCAGCUUACUAUGAUGGCCAACAGCAGAGGAGGUUUUCACGCUCCUCGACUGGUAACCAUAGAAAACUGCAUGAAGCUGACCCAAAUGAUAGUGCAGGGCCUGCAGGAGUCCAAGUCACCACUGUUGCAGCUGCCCCACUUUGAGGAGGAGCACCUCCGCUACUGCAUCUCUAAGAAGUAUAAAGUCCGGAGCCUCCAGGACCUGGUGAGUCUUAAGGACUCUGACAGACGCAGCAUGCUGCGUUUCUUGGGGGAGGAGAAGUACGAUGAGGUCAUGGCCGUGCUGGGCAGCUUCCCUCACAUCACCAUGGAUACCAAACUGCAGGUCCUUGAUGAUGAAGACAGCAAUAACAUCACAGCAGGCUCUAUUGUCACAGUAACCGUCACCCUGACCAGAAAACGGAUGGCGGAGGUGUUUGAGAAGGAGCAGGAGUCAACGCCUUGUCUAGCAGAGGAGGCUGCCACUACAGAAGAAGCACAAGGAGAUGCGAGUAAAUCCAAAACAAAAGUGUGGCAGAACAAGAGUAAAGGGGCAAAGAAGACAGCCAAGUCCAAGAAGAAAAAAUUAACCAAGAAGAAGGCCACACCAGCACCAGCCAAAACCAAGCAGGCCAACGGCAACGUGGCAGGAAAUGAAGUUGUAGCAGCAUCCACAGCGGCGGCGAAAGAGGAAGACGAAGAGGCCUCCGACAAGGGCAGCGAGUCAGAUGAGGGCGAGGCCAACAAGGACUCUCCCAGCGAGAGAGACGAAGACAGCGACAAACAGAGCGACACAGAAGUGGACGAGAUGGCUGGUGACGACGAAGAGGAGUGGGAGGCUCUGCAGCAGAGCAUCCAGCGGCGAGAGCGGGCCCUGCUAGAGACCAAGUCGAAGGUGACACACCCCGUUUACAGCCUCUACUUCCCCGAGGAGAAGCAGGAGUGGUGGUGGCUCUACAUCGCCGACCGCCGGGAUCAGACCCUUGUCUCCAUGCCCUACCACGUGUGCACGUUAAAAGACACAGAAGAGGUGGAGCUGAAGUUUCCAGCCCCUUCCAAAACAGGCAACUACCAAUAUUCUGUCAUCCUCCGCUCGGAUUCCUACCUGGGACUGGACCAGAUCAAACCACUCAAGCUGGAGGUCCACGAGGCCAAGGCCAUGCUGGACAACCACCCGCAGUGGGACAUCCCCGACACGGAGGAGGAGGACGAGGAGCAGGAGGACAGCGACGGCAUCGAGGAGAGUGAAGACGAUGAUGAGGACAACGAUUGAAUGCACACACACAUACGCUCAACCCCCCCUUCCCCAUGGACUGGCCCCCCAACCAACUCCUGACCCCACAACAGCACUCAAGAGCAGCGAACGAGGAGCAGCAAAGCUGUGCACACACACAGAAUCACCAGGGACAGUUUAUACACACAGAGCCCUCCUCCUCCUCCAUUUUAUCAUUUUUGGUGACAUGGACUGUGACCCUGCCCCUCCAUUUCCUCUUUUCUACAGAGACUUGUUCAUUCACUUUCCUGCUGCUGCUGGAAGAGAAUUCUGUGAAUACUUACCCAGGCCUGUGUGUGUGUGAGAGGGCGGAUGUGCAUGUGAGUGUGUGUGGUACAAAAUGAGCGAUCGUACGUGUGUUUGUUACCUUGUAUGUGUUUGUACAGGUGUGAAAGAUUGACACACUGUGGACUGGAGGACCUAUUAUCUGGGCUCUGUACUUCUUUUCUCGAGGGGGAGAGGGGGGUGUAUAACAGCUGAUACAGUUUGCAAAAUUAACAAGAACCACAUCGCUCUCGCUCCUAAGUUUAAAAUCACUCAGCACCAAUGUUUUCCACACCAAUGAUACUUUCUAUUGUACACGUAGAACUGCAGAAGUGUUAGCUUCAGCCCAAUUCAUCCGAGAUCUCAGCCGAGUCAACCCAUUGGGACAUUUGCUCCUAUCGGCGCACAGGGGACACAGUUGAGUCUUGUCAGUUUUUUUUUUCUUUUCUUUUUUUGUUUGUUUGUUUUUUUUUCGCUGUCACACCAGCCAGUCACUUGUAUGUCGAAGGAGAUGGCCACAGACGAUCUCCAGUCAGUUCCGUUAAUGUUCUGUUCUGGCCCCGUGAUCCACUUUGAGCUGUAUUUCUCUGAAUGUUGUUUGAAAGCAGGUGGAUCUUAAAUGAAAUGACCUCAAGUAUAAUGUGGGGAAAAUGACAAAACUUGCAGUGUUAAGAUUUGUUUGAAUUAUGACUACUUUUUUUGUUCAUAAUCUCCAUAAAAGUUGUGAGUUUUUCAGUCUUUUUAAGGGGUUCAGAUGCUGAUAUAUAUAAAUAGAUAUAUACAUACUCGUGGCUUUUCAGAGAGGUGACUUCCUUUCUCUUCAUCUUUUUUGUUUUGUUUUACAAUUGUAGCACAUUCCAGUGUAUACUCAUUGUCCACAAGGCCUUAUGAAUACAACUGAAAUACCACAACAUACAAAUCCUUGGGUGCUAUGCACCAGUAGUUCUUGGGAGAGCAGAAAAAAAACCUUUUAUUUUGUGUUUGUAAAAAUCGUCAAUGUCUUUCUUUUGUUUCACUUUAGUUAGUCUCCGUGGUAAACUACAGCCACUCAGUCUCGGACUACAUAUCACUGAUCUGCCAUGGCAAAGCCUCUAUGAGUACAGUUCUGUCUGCUGGAAGAGGAUUAAAAGUGGAACGUGACAUGUGACUAUGUUUAAGCGAUUGGAGUGUGAGGUCCCCGACACACAGCGCUCAUGAUGAGAAUGUGUCCCGAACAAAAGGCUGUUGAAUAUCAUCUUUUAAGUGCAAGACUGAGCGUAUUCUGUCUGUCCAGCACCUUUAUUCUCUUUAGUCAUUGAAGCGGAACAAGCUCGGUUUUCUAAGUACAACUGCCAUUUCACAUUUUCCACAAAACCUCCUGGAGGAUUUGUUUGUUUUUUUUAAUUGUUCUGUCUGUAGAGUACAGAGCAGUUCUGACCCCUGAUUCAUUUAAAUUUUGUUUUCUUUUGUCCCAGUUAAGCUGUAGUUAUAACACAUGGAACACAUACAUCUUUGUCUUGUUUUCUUCCAUGCUAACCUUGGUUUUCCUCAUCUGUUUGACUCAUAAGUGCAACGGGAAAAAAAAAAGAAAAUCAGAGCUUCCUUACGUAGCUCUGGGGGCUCUCGCCGUAUGUCGAUGACUCGGCAGUUUUUAAAAAGAAAUGAUUAAUCUUUUCACUUCACUCAACAGCUAAUAGGUUUUUUUUUUAAAGGUAUAAUACCAGUGUGUCAUGUUGGUGUCCGUGGGCACGCUCUCCCGACACAAUGCACACAAACUCACAUGCGCGCAGUGCACUAUACCCUCCUGUAAUUGUGUUCAAGGCAGGUGUAUGCUAACAGGUAAUAUUGUACUCUUGAGUAUUUAUCGCUCUGCAAUAGAAUGUAGCAUCAGUGAUUUUACGCUGUGUGGAGAAAAAAACAAAACAAAACUGCAGUGAGGUUAAAUACGACACCAUCUCUCCCACGACAGACCCAGUCCAGGCGACUGGCUGGCAGGCCGCCUCAGUUUGGACAAACUACCCAAUGACUAUCUAUCUGCCACUUUUGUUUACAAAGGAACUGUCAUUGUAAAUGGAAAAAUAUAUUAUUUGUAUUUAAAAUCAUUUCAAAUAAAAACUUUUAAAUGAGA
Molecule: messenger RNA, 4645 nt
Organism: Acanthopagrus latus (yellowfin seabream)
Lineage: Eukaryota; Metazoa; Chordata; Actinopteri; Spariformes; Sparidae
Gene: sec63
Product: SEC63 homolog, protein translocation regulator
Exons: 20
Coding region: 1-2274 (757 amino acids)
Biological process (GO): SRP-dependent cotranslational protein targeting to membrane; post-translational protein targeting to endoplasmic reticulum membrane
Cellular component (GO): Sec62/Sec63 complex
Molecular function (GO): transmembrane protein transporter activity; RNA binding
Source: RefSeq, a predicted model, not a curated record